Molecule: messenger RNA, 5393 nt
Organism: Aegilops tauschii subsp. strangulata
Lineage: Eukaryota; Viridiplantae; Streptophyta; Magnoliopsida; Poales; Poaceae
Product: protein HASTY 1
Biological process (GO): RNA export from nucleus; protein export from nucleus
Cellular component (GO): nucleus; RNA nuclear export complex; cytoplasm
Molecular function (GO): nuclear export signal receptor activity; RNA binding
Source: RefSeq, a predicted model, not a curated record
UCCACCGCAAGCGCCCCUUCUCCCAUAAGCUUCGCCUUGCUCGAAACCCUAAUGCCCCCCGACCCCCCCAUCCCAGACACUUCUAGAAGCAUCUUCCGCGGGCCGGGAGCCCCAUGGACAGCGCGGCCUCGACGAAGGCGUCGGCGGAGGAGGAAUUCUCCGGCGCCGCCUCUGCGAUGCGCGAGCUUGGGGGAGAAUUGUACGAGGAUUUGUUGGCGAAGGCAUCGCUUCACCUGCUUGGGAAGGGUCUUCCGCCUCAAGUCUGGCACCAUGGCUUCAAAAUGAUGCGGCAUCUAUUUAGAUCAAGGAGUGCUACAGCUACUUUAGUGGCAAAGGUAAUUUGGAGUGGUGGAACUUCUCUAUUGGAUGAUUUGCUUUCUCCCGUUACUUAUCUAUCUAAAUCAGGUCCUGACGAUGCUGAGUUGGCCGCCUUCAUUUUAAAGUGGAUUUCAGAUUUCAGAGGUGGCCUAUGUGAAGCAGAUUUACCUGAACUAGAUGAGUUUCUCACAAAUGUCAUGCUUCUCCUUUCGUCAUUGAUCGAGAAACAUUCUGAAUCAAUUAUUGCUGAACGCCCUGACGAGCUCAUGGUAUCAACUGAAAAGGAUGUCUUGACGGUAACUUCUUGCUUGCUUGCUGCAAAUGCGUAUGCGGAGUGGGUUCCAGUGGUUCACCUUGUCAAACAUGGUUUAGUUAAAAGAUGCGAGUCCUUACUUCAUCUCAGUAGAUUCCAAACAUAUGCUUUGAAGUUUUUCAAAAUUCUGUGCCAAAGAAGAAGGCCUCUUACUGUCGCAAAGGAUUAUGAUGAUGCAAUGAGCCAUGUUUUUGAGAUAUUGAUGAGCAUUUCACAAGAUUCUUUGACCAAAGUCGCAGCAUGCUCUGAUUUUAGUAGUGAAAGGGAGCUCAACGUUGCCGAGGGUAUCUGCGACUGUUUGUUUACUCUGGUUUCAUCCAACAUGCAAUGUAUUAUUGCAGAUACCAUUAAGACCUCCUGUUUCCUUCGACAGAUGCUGGAAUAUUACCAACAUUACAAGAUUGCACUUCAUUUUCAGUCCUUACCAUUUUGGCUGAUGGUGCUAACCGAGGGACCUAAAGAAUUUUUUUUAGCCGCUGACCCUGCGGAUGUUGCUUCUUCAGCUGGGACAAAUUCAGCAGAAAAGGGGAAUAUUGGAACAUUUUUAUUUUUUAGCGAUGAUAUAUGCAGUGUGAUUCUGGACAUUUCAUUUAAAAGAAUGCUCAAGACACCUGCAACCAUAUUACCAAACUCGUUAGAGUUAUGGAGUGAUGAACUUCAUGGAAAGAAUGGCUUCAUACAGUACCACUCCAGACUGUUAGAUCUCAUAAAAUAUAUUGCUUAUCGAAGACCAAUCCUUGCCGCCAGCAAAGCUGCACAUAGAAUUAAUAGCGUCACUGGAGAUGCAAGCACUGUAUCACCCCCCCCCAAGGAUUUGGCUGCAAUUGAAAGUGCACAGCUAGUGCUUAACACGGUUGUCAAUGCAAUAUUUGAUGAUUCGAUUGAGAAUGGAGAGAUCAUUCUGGACACACAAUUUUCAUUGCUCAGGAUACACCACAUAUUUGGAGAUCUACUUGCUCAGCUUCUAUCUUUGAAGUGGAUGGAACCAAGACUGGCUGUUAUCCUUGGACACUACUUGACUGCGUUUUGCCCUUACCUGAGGCGUCAUCCACCUGUAGUUCCUUCAGUUGUGAAAAAACUUUUUGAACUGUUGUCAUCAAUCACUGCCAGCUCUCAUGAUCUUUCAACAGCCCAGAGUGCCCAAUCGCAAAUAUGUUCAUGUAUCAUUCGCGUAUGCAAAGCUGUUGAUAGCACUGCUCUUCCUUCAGAUAUGAAGGAUUUCUUCUCUCCUUACAUCACCGAAGAAGAUGUGCUAGCCUUUGGGAUGCUAGACAGAGCAAAUUAUUCCAUCGAACAGAACAAAGGGGGAGAUGGGAGUCAAGACAGACGCACUAUUGACCCCUUCUGUAGAGGCAAGAGUUCGAGCCUAAGUUCUGAAUCUGAAAUUAAUGCUGGAAGUUCUAGCAGCUGUUCUCUACCUCGUACUCCUUUAAUUGGGGAAUCUUAUUGUUCUCUUCCUACACAAAGGCAAGUGCCUCAUAUGAAUCGGGAACUUCAAAAUUCUUCUACUUCUGUGAAGCAAGUGGUCAAUGACACCGAUAAAUCAAGAUUGGAGGCCCUGGCUGUUAACAAUCUUGAUGAUCAAGAAUACGAUCCUGUUCAGGGUAGUGCUACUAGUAAUUUGGAAAGAUCCACCGAGUCUUUUGUGCCAAAAUGGCUGGGUAAGUUUAAAGUAACGCCAGGCUAUCAAGGAAAGGCCAAGCUACUUCUUUGGGAGCAUAAUCUCCUGUCUGAAGCAUUCAUCAGUGUGACGGCCUGCCCUGGGAUUGAAUGCAAGAAGCAGUUGCUUAUGUCUCUGUUGAACCCUUUGAACAAAAUUUGGACCCAGCCAGAGUGGGAUGAAGAAUACAUGAGUUAUGCAUAUCGUCUACCUGGCCUUCUUUGCAAUGAUCAGUUUAUGAAGACAAUAUGUUUGUUGGUAGAGUCAUUUGAGGAGGAGAUCAAAGGAAGCAAAAUUGAACAUUCUACGGGAACACAGGAAAAAUGCCGUCCAACAUCAACUACCAAUUAUCUGUACUCAUCUACCUUUCCACAACUAAUGCUUGCCCUGCUCUUACGGAUCCUUCAUUUUAUACACAUGGCUUGGAUGGAUCACUCUGCGUAUGAUCUGCCAGAAAUUGUUAGAAGAGCUAAACUCAUGAGUACCAUGGAGAUAUCCACUUUUCUAGCGGAGAAUAAUACUUUACCUGACAAUGAUGGAGUCGACGCUAUUAGGGUGGAUGCUAUCGGAACAUGCUUGCGUAAAAUUCGAGAGACUGGGUACAAUGUCAUAGGCUUGUGCGCGAAUGUUGGAAGAUCAAUUUUCGAACUGGACAGUUCUCUUUUCAACCACGCUCUUGUAGCGGAUAUAAGCAUCAUGGAAUUUGAUCAUUUGGGGAAACUUAUACAGCUCACCUUCAUUCCAUUAGUCAGAUAUUGCCCUCGAGAACGUUGGGAUGAAUGGGUGCUGUUGUUGUUGGAAUAUUUAUUUUUCUACUGUGAAGAUAUCUUUCGUUAUGCGUGGCUCAGUCUUAUACACGAGGGCCGAGCUAAAGUACCAGCUUUCUUUGGUGAUCUAUAUGGACCAGAAGAAAAACUCAAGAAAUUAGAAGUGGAGCUACUGAUUAAGUUCACUCGUUCUGUAUCUUCUUUGCUCAAGGUCUUAGCAUCAGAAGAACUUAAUAGCGGCCUUCCGGAUUUGAAUUGUCCAAAGUCUGACUUGAAAUCCAUAUCUUCCAGCUCUCUUAUGGGGUAUCUUUUACUUCACAAUUGCUUUGGGAGGUUUAGUAUGUACUUGUUUGGGUGUUUGGUGGAUUAUCAAUCAGCUAAGGAAGCACUACCCUUUUUUCAUGCAUUGAUCCGCCUUGCCGUUGCUACUGAUGAUGAGAGACUAAAACAGUUUAUUCUGAAUGAAAUGCUUCCAACUCUUGUCCGGUUUGAUGAUAGGAGUCCCCCAAGUGGAAUCUCACGGUUAAAAUCGGAGUCAAAUUCAGGCAUAGAAGUGAGUUCUAUGAAGGAUAUUGUUUGCCUUUGUCAGGAAAUAUACAACGUUUACUUACAAAAUCAGGUUACUAUGACGAAUGGCGAAAUGGCAGACAGAAAAACCUGUGCGGAUGGAUUCAUCGAUUGGCUCAAUAAGGAAUUGAAGGAUCUUCAUUAUCGUGCGUCUUUGCCUGCUCCAGAUAUUUUCCCAAAGCACGUUGUGUGGAAUUGGGAGUUCAACGAAGAAUUUGACAGAUAUUUUCCUACCUAUAUGGAAAUGUUGCAUGAGGUGGAUACAAUGAAUGACUGUCUGGAGCAUAAAUUUUUAAAUGGUGAUGCUCUUCUUGAGAGAUUGAAUCCAGAGUUUAAGGCAAAGUAUGCCAUUAACAGCUUGCAACAUCCUCAUUUGCGAAUCAUGUCCCGUAUGCUACAGAGAAAGGAGUAUGAUGUAUGCUAUCGGCGACGUACUGAAGAGAUCUACGAUUUUUUGGUCGAACUUAUCAAUUUGAAACCUUACGUUAAGCAAACUGAUUGUUCGGAUGAUGUUAUGGAUCGUCUUGUGGAAAGCUGUCAACCACAAUCUGAUCUUUGGCGAAGUUAUGCACUAAGGGCAGUUGAUAUUUUCCUUGAUUCGUUGUUGAUUUUCUGGGAGCCUCAGUUUCAUCCCUUGAUACGUGAGCGCCACAAGGAGCAACUGCUAAUAAGUGCCCGUGAGUUAGCUGAAGGGUGUGCAAUUAUUGAGCCACUGGAACCUGACCCUGAUGAUUUCUUGGCGCACUUGCGGCCAUAUGCAUCGGUAUACUUUGAGAGUAAGAAGGAACAGUUUGGGUAUUAUACAGCGAAAAAACAAGUACGUCUGCAUGAAGAGUUCGAUAAUUAUUUGGCUACAUGCACAUGGGAUGAUGCUAUUGACUUGUCUUCUUUCAUGGAAAGUGCUCGUAGAGAUGAUGAGAAGUUUGCAGAACUGGAUCCUGAUCUUGCCAAAAUGUCCUUUGAGCGGAUGACCAAUAUUGCUGAGCGGAAACACAAAAUGAACUCUUACACUCAGAGUUUGAGAGAUCUUAAUGAUGAGGUGAAAGGUCAACUUGCAAGCUUGAUGGAUUUGCUGGAUGAAGAAGGCUUUUUCAGUACUGAUGAUUCUUCUAUUGAUUGGGAUAAAGAAUCAUUUAAGAAAUUAUUGGAUCAAUUUAAUGCUUUGACUGGGCAUUGCUUUGAUGGAUGUUAUGCAAUCCAAGCAAUAAUGGAUCUUCAAAAAUUCUUACCAAGAAAAGAUGAUGACACAUGUCAUGACGCUGUUAAAAUGGUUGAUUAUGCAAACGAGGUGUGGAAGGCAAAUCUUGAGCAUUUUUGGAGGGACACAAGGCAUUAUGAACAUAAAUACUACGACAUGCUUAGACAACCUCUUGAGAAGGUGUUUAAAUCAAGCGAGUCUGUAUCAAUGAGACCCACGUAAUAGGAUCACAUCAACUGCAGAUAUCAGAUUCUGGGGAAACCAGAUCGAGCAACACAAGCUCAGGGCAGAAGAUGCUAUCAAUUUUCAUGGCACACCCUUUUUAGCUAUGUGUUCUUUUAGAGCAUCUUUUUCAUGUGGCGUUUAACAUGCUGCUCUGGGGAUGGAUUGAAUUAUGCGAAAAGUUGUGUUGCUGGAUGAUCACCUAAUAGUUCGGAGUGUUCGCACGGAUGCCUCUGGAUCUUUAUUAGUAGUAAUAUACAGUAGUUUUUUUUAGCAUCUUGUGAGAAGUUAGUGAUAGAGGAGUUUGUUGUAUCUGUAUUUCAUCCACGGAAAAAGAGGCUUGGGCAA